Molecule: messenger RNA, 1155 nt
Organism: Zea mays
Lineage: Eukaryota; Viridiplantae; Streptophyta; Magnoliopsida; Poales; Poaceae
Exons: 3
Coding region: 263-766 (167 amino acids)
Biological process (GO): positive regulation of DNA-templated transcription
Cellular component (GO): nucleus
Molecular function (GO): DNA-binding transcription factor activity
Source: RefSeq, a predicted model, not a curated record
GGCCAAAGUACAAACGAGAGAGGAACAGCGAUAGCCGAUAGCAUAGCGAUAGCCGAUAGAGAAGAGGAAAACGAGAUACGAACAGCGUGAGUCGAAUCGCGUGGUGGGGUACCGCAAUAAUGGGAUGGCUCGUGGCUUUGGUUAGCUGAGGUCAGGAGAGAAGAGGAGUCGCAUUUCGCGUGGUCGAGUCCGUCCGUGUCUGUCCUCCGCUGUCCGCUGGCUGCGAUAGUGCUGCCUGCUGCUCUAACCCAAUCCAAGGAGGAUGCCGAGGAGCCCGCAGCUGAGCCUGAGCGGCUGCAGCUCUCUCUUCUCCCUGUCCAGCACCAGUACGAGCCGCGACAGCGCCGCCCUGAAGGCGCCGGUGCCAGCGCCACCGGCAGGCGCGGUGCCCCCACGGCGCACCCCUCUCCUGUCGCUCAGCGUCGGCGAGGAGGAAGAGGACGAGGGUGAGGACGAGGAGGAGUACCUGCUGGGGGCCGGCGCCCUGGAUCUGCAGCUGACGGGGCCCGGUGGCGGCAGCAACAGCAGCGGCGGCUACGACGACGAGCGGAAGAACAUCCGGAUGAUGAGGAACAGGGAGUCUGCGCUGCGCUCCAGGGCAAGGAAGAGGGAGCUGGAGAAGGAGGUUCGUCGCCUGGUGAAUGAGAACCUCAAGCUCAAGAGGCAGUGCAAACAACUGAAACUAGAUAUGGCUGCACUGGUCCAGCAAAGCAGCAGCAAGAGCAGCUCCCACAUCAGAAGAACCUCCUCAUCCACUCAGCUCUAGGCUGCUACCAAUAGGAAUAUGUAUGUGAAUUUAAAGCCAUAUAUGACCAAGGAAGAAUGGGAGGAAGACGAACAAAGCUAGCUAGACUAGACUGCAGCCCCUCUAAUCCAUGGCCAUUCGCUGAUUAAUACGAUAAUAUCUCUUAUUUGUUGGCUUCUUCUAGCUUGCUUCAAUUUCCUAGUACAGCAGUUUAUGUAGUAUUUCCUAGAUUGUUAGCGCAAAGCUGCCUUUUUCACCCAUGGCAUCCACUCUAGUGGUGUCCAGGUAGUGUCGAUCCAAUUUUAGUAUAGAGGUCACUCAAACCUCUCUCCAUGACAGAGCUUUUUAUUCGUUUCCUGUCUUUUUUUUAUUGUUCUAAUCAUAAUAAGAUACGCACACAUUCACCUGUA